AUGUGGAGCAAUUGUCGAGACUUUGCGACACAGACGUACUAUCAUGCGAGAGAUCUAACAAGAAACCCAGAUGCAAGCCAGAUAGGUGUCUUUCUCAUCCCUUUCUACAAAGUGUACUAUCAUCCACAAUACCAGGCACUGCACUGGUGGAAAGAUGUUGUUCCCAACUAUCGGCAAAUAUCCAAUGAGGAAAUAAACACAAUUGCCCCUGGAUUAAGAGAUGGCUACACGUUUACCUCAGUGAUAACAGACUGUUCUCGAUAUCUGCCGUAUCUAAAAGAAAGAUUGAUUCGAGCUGGGGGAAGAAUAUCACAGCGGAAAAUAUCAUCUUUGCAUCAGUUAACGGGCCAAUAUGAUGUAGUUGUCAACUGUUCAGGACGUGGUGCAAAGGAUUUGGUCUCAGAUGUUCAUAUGACUUCAAACCGCGCUCAAGUUGUUCAGGUAGAAGCACCGUGGAUUCAUUAUGCACUAGAAGUAGAACCUGCUCACGGAACAGACAAAUAUAGAUUCUAUGUCAUACCACGUUGUAAUGAGGUUAUCCUCGGAGGAACUCAGUAUAACGCUCCUGGAACUGAUGUUAGUCUGGAAGAUAAAGACGCCAUUUUAACUAAUACAGCCUCCUUCGUUCCUAGUCUAAAGAGAGCAAAAUUCAAGAGAGACUGGGUGGGAGUACGUCCAAACAGAUCAACUGGAUUGAGGUUAGAGAAAGAAACCAUCACAAGUGGAUCGAAACAGUUACAAGUACGUAAGAUAACUUAUUAUUGUUAGGCCCUUUCACAUAACAUCCCUUAAUGGUGCAAUCUAAUAAUGAAGUAAGCGUAGGCUAUAUUCGGUCUAGUUUGACUUUGUAAUUCGGUCUUCAACCUGCCUGUAAAUGUAUCUAGUAUCAUUUAGGAUAAUAGAGCAAUUAGCCAUUUCAAUUUUGUUUUACAAUUCUUUGGCCAGAUACAGAGAAAAAUCAGUAGAGGGCAGUAUACACUGCGUCCCACAAAAAAAAACGAAACCGAGAUUUAUCAAUCGACAAACUUAGAUUAUUUCUCAUUCACGCAUGACUUAGCAAAAUCAAUUUGAAGAGAGGAUAACAAAAAGUCACUUGGCGGGCUGUAUCUGGGUUUCAAAAAGGAAACCAUAUUUUUGAAAAGUUCAACAUCUGCUCUUUAAUUUGAUACUUCAAUUACAGAAAAUGGCCAAGAAAUAACAAAUUUCUUGUUAUUUUGAAAUAAGGCUUGAAUUUCAAUAAUUUCAUAAAAUGAAGAGGUUUUACAGGCUAGCGUUCAGCUCACUCGACACUCUGUUGACGAUCAGCCAUGCAUUAAGUCUUUCGUUAACCGUGCGAUAGCUUCUGUGGGAAACCGGUAAAACACUCCAAGUUUAAUGAAAUUAUGGAAAUACAAGCAUUGUGUCGAGGGAACAGAACUUUUUUACUUGGCCAUUAUUUGCAGAUGACACAAGUGUUUUCCUAUCACACCGUGAUAUUGAUAUCUUAGAAAACACCAUUAAUGUCGAACUUCCGGAACUAUCUAAUUGGUUUCAAGGUAAUAUGUUAUCACUGAAUGUUAAAAAGAUUAAUCGUAUACAGUUACACUUUAAAGGCAGAAAGUCAUGUGCUGAUCAUGAUUUAAGAUUGAAACUUGACAAUGCUUUGUUUGAAAGAAAGACGUCUACGAGGUUCCUUGGGGUCUACAUCAAUGAUCAACUUAACUGGAAUGAUCACAUGAAACGCAUCAGUAAACCAAUUUAGGUAUACUGUAUAAAGUUAAGUACCUUGUACAUGUACCUUAUAAAAUACUUUACAAGUUGCAUAGGCGGAUCCAGGGGGGGGGCCGAGGGGCCCGGGCCCCCCUAUUGGCGGAGG
Molecule: messenger RNA, 1855 nt
Organism: Lytechinus pictus (painted urchin)
Lineage: Eukaryota; Metazoa; Echinodermata; Echinoidea; Temnopleuroida; Toxopneustidae
Product: D-aspartate oxidase-like
Exons: 9
Coding region: 1-768 (255 amino acids)
Biological process (GO): D-amino acid catabolic process
Cellular component (GO): cytoplasm
Molecular function (GO): D-amino-acid oxidase activity; FAD binding
Source: RefSeq, a predicted model, not a curated record